AUUAAAUGGCUGUGGAUACUAAGUAUGCGUUAUUACACAUAUGAAUUACUGACAGCAAAGAAGCGAUUUCACAAUAGUAAAGUGUUUCAGAAAACCCAGGGUUGAAAAAUCUUGCAGUGAUAUAUAAGGAAGGAAACUGACUGAGAGAAAUACAGAACAAGCAAGAACCCUGUUGAAAACAACAGCAAGAUGCUCAGAAAGACUGUCACUGAAAGCUUUGGAGCAACUAUUGAAGGCUUGAAGUCUUCACACCUGACUGAAACUGUUGUUGAGAGAAGCAAGAGGAUGAUUCUGGAUACACUCGGAGUGGGACUGCUUGGCACCAACACCAGUGUAUUCAAAAAAAUCCUACAAUACAGCAAAGUAUACAAUGCUCGGAAGGCCAGCACAGUUUGGGGAAAUUCAAGUAUCUCUCUUCUACCUCAGUAUGCUGCUUUUGUCAACGGAGUUGCAGUUCACUCCAUGGACUUUGAUGACACAUGGUAUCCUGCCACUCACCCUUCCGGAGCUGUUCUGCCUGCAGUACUGGCUUUAGCAGAAGCACUACCUCAGCAAAGCAAGCCUUCCGGAAUGGAUCUGCUCCUGGCCUUCAAUGUUGGCAUUGAAGUGCAAGGACGAUUAAUGAGAUUCUCCAGAGAAGCCAGCAACAUUCCCAAAAGAUUUCACCCUCCAGCUGUGGUUGGUACCAUGGGCAGUGCUGCAGCCACAUCUAAACUUCUCCACAUGGGGUCUGCCCAGUGUAGGGAGGCCCUGGCUAUAGCUGCUUCAUAUUCUGGGGCUCCCAUGGCAAACGCAGCAACACAGACCAAACCCCUUCACAUUGGCAACGCUGCCAGGAGAGGAUUGGAAGCAUCUUAUUUGGCUCUCUUGGGGCUUGAAGGCAAUAAGAAUAUUCUUGACAUGAAGUCUGGGUUUGGUGCUUUCUACACUGAUUACACACCUGACAUGCUCCCAGGCCUGGGCUCCUAUAGGUGGGUACUGGAGGACCAGGAUGUGGCAAUCAAGCGUUUCCCAGCACACUUGGGAAUGCACUGGGUGGCAGACGCAGCCACAGUCCUGAGGAUGAAACUGUUGGAGAAAAAUCUUCCCCUGGCCAAAAUUAAAAAAGUGGUGCUGAAAGUGCCAGAUGCCAGGUAUGUAAAUCGGCCCUUCCCUGCCUCAGAGCACGAAGCUCGGCACUCCUUUCAGUUUAACGCCUGCACAGCUCUAGUAGAUGGAAGCAUUUCAGAGGAGUCCUUCAGCGAUCUAAAACUGCACAGGCAAGCGAUCCGAGAUUUGCUUGAGAAGGUUCACAUAGAGAACCCACACGACAACCACUCUAAUUUUGACACAAUGUACUGUGAGGUAGGUGUGGAGAUACACACUGGAGAGACCAUCUCUGCGCGCUGCAACACAUUUUAUGGGCAUUGGAGGGAGCCACUGAGCCAGUAUGACCUGCUGAAGAAGUUUAAAGCCAACGCAUCCACUGUUUUGUCAAUGGAAGCAGUACAGGGUAUUAUAGAUACAGUGGAUAACUUAGAGAAGGUAACAGACUGCACAGUGUUAAGUUCAUACCUCAAAGUGAAAGAGAAACCAAACUAAGCAAUGAAUAUAUCUCACAGAUUAACUUUAGUUUUGUUCACUUUAAGGAAGAUAGGUUUGAUGGGCGAACAAAACUGACAAGUGUAAACCAGAAUCUUUUUUACCCAAUGUGCUUUAUUUUACUGAGUUAACCUCCCUGUCCAGACAAGUGGAGUUCCCCAUUUGCACAAUGUAUCAUACAUUGAAGGAUAAAAAUAUUCUACAGCGUAAGGAAUGUUGAAUUUAAGUUAACUGACAAAUAAUAUACAGCAGGUCAAGUACCACGGUAUGCAUUGAAGUUUUGUUUGUAUGCAUCAAAAAGGAGAACCAUUUAAACCAACAAAUGUAAUCAUUUUAUCCUGCAUUUCCGCUUUAUGUUAACAAAAGACAAAUAAUUCACACGAUACCUUGUAUGUAAAACAUGUGUGUGUAAAAAAAUGUAUACAUGUCUGAAAAUCUGUUAAUGAAAGCAUAGAAAACAUAAAAUAUAUGUAACACAUAAUAAUGCAGUAUAUGGUGUGGUGUAAGUCCUCAAUAUUUCUGACCUGUAUGCAUCCAGUUCAACAACAAUUAAAGUAGAAUUUUCUCCUAUUCCAAAACAAGAUCUUAUACUGGGUACAGAACAGA
Molecule: messenger RNA, 2187 nt
Organism: Acipenser ruthenus (sterlet)
Lineage: Eukaryota; Metazoa; Chordata; Actinopteri; Acipenseriformes; Acipenseridae
Gene: acod1
Product: aconitate decarboxylase 1
Exons: 5
Coding region: 190-1581 (463 amino acids)
Molecular function (GO): lyase activity
Source: RefSeq, a predicted model, not a curated record